CAUUCAAGUUUAUCACACACUUAAGAAGGGAGUCUGGACAUUGGACUAUACAACUGAUACUUGCUCUUACUUGUGUACAAGUGUGCGUGCUGGAUGAACUCUGGGGAAGAUUUACACGUCAGUUUUAACUGUUUUAAAAGAUAUGGAAGGAAAAUAUCGAUAUAUCAUUUAUAUUUAUUUUAUAUUGGCUAUAUUAGCCUUACAAGCCAAGAGUGUACAUUAUGAAUUUGGUAAGACCUACAAGUAUACCUAUGAAACUACAGUCCUGUUUAAUGAAGACUCUGCUAAGAAAGAAUCUCGGGCGCAACAAGAUGUUGGACUUAGAAUGCGUAUGGAGUUUGAGUUCACUCCCUUGUUUGAAGGAGACGGAUCCCAGCUUGUUAGACUCCAGGUGAGUCAAGCAGCCUUGACAAGUCUUCACAGAGGCGGUAUGGAAGGACAGCUGCUGGACAUGGGCAAGUUUCCCCUGUACUUUGAGUACACAGACGGAGAGGUGGGCAGUGUGUGGUCUAUUGAAGGUGACUCAGUAUUCUGCACGAACAUCAAGAAGGGAAUCGUCUCCAUGUUCCAGGUGCAGAUGCAGGCUGGAGAAAGAACAGAGCUGGAUGUAUCGGGCGAAUGCAAGAUGGUUUAUAAGAUAUCAGGACCAACUAUCAUUAAACAGAAGCUUGACUGUGAGAACCUUGAAAUUGCUGGACAACAUUCCAAUGAAAAUGAGGUGUUUGGCAUCAAGUCUGUGAGCAGUUCUACCCUCACAUACCAGCUGGAAAACAAUGUUGUUCACAGCGUCAUGGGCUCCGACAGACAUGUUGCCUCCCUCAAUGUCAAGGCUACACUCAACUCUAUGGUGCUUGCUACACAGAAGCUGACGCUGUUGAGUACAGAGCCAAUGUCUGCAGGGGACAAACUGCCUGUGUCUGACAUGGAGGCCGCUGCAAACAUCAUAAAACAAGGCUCCAACUACCCUGUCCUAGACAUGCUUCUACCAAGCACACCUGAGACACAGCAAUGCACCCCAAACACCUGCAGAAAGCCCAAGGACAUCCUUAAAGAGGUCAAGGACAGUCUGGAGAGUUCAAAGGUCGGCAAAGUGGAGGCGGCCCAUGCCUUCCUGAAGCUUCUCAAGGCCUUCAGGACAUCUGGCAAGGACGCCAUUGCUGAGACCCUCACCUGUCCGGACAGUGCCUAUGUUGUCAAUCAGCUACUGGAUGUGGGCGUGGCAACACAGACCCCAGGGGCGCAACGAGCCAUGAUGGAGCUGCUGAACUUUGAGGAGCAGAAGAACCUUGUGUACCCCCUGCGUUACCUCCUAGGGGCCGCUUACACCACACAUCCCGGAGACUACCUCAUCAGAGACCUGAUGACCAUACUGAAAGACAAAGCCCCCAAUCCAUCAGUGAAAGGAGGUGUGGCCUUAGCACUGGGUGCAGUCAUAUACAGUUACUGUCGAAAUCCACAGCAGUGCCAGGAUAAGAUUGUCUCAGACUACCAGGAACUGAUUCUGUCCAAGUACAAGCAAUGUCCGACGGAGGACUGUCGCCUGUUGUACCUUCGCUCUAUGGGCAAUUCUGGCCUGCCCCAGUUCAUGGGCACCAUCUUUGAGGCUGUCCAAGAGAAAAACUCGAGUCCCAUGCAGGGUUUCACAUCUGUUCAAGCCCUAAGAAGAAUUCCGGAAAAAUUCCUUGGUGAUAAGGAGAAGCAGGCUCUGCUGAAGAUUUUCCACCAGACAGACCGUACCUACGACAGUUCUGUUCGUGCUUCUGCUGCUGAGUUGUUGCUAGGAUACAAUUCUUCUGUUGCCACGGUGAUCAAUAUAUUCUUGUCUGCGGUGAAGGACCAAAAACAGCAUGAACUUUCCACAUUCAUCUUGGGAAAAGUAGUGGAUAUGGCAAAAUAUAAUUCUAAACUCAGAACAACUUUACAAGAUGUGUUGAAGGAUUCGGUCCUAAACAACUACAAUCUCUGGGCCCAGAGGGGAAAAUCAAGUGCCUUCAGCAGUCUACUGGCCGAAACAUCAGAUGCCAAUGCCACGUAUGGUCUGUACAUGGAGAGUGCCAGGUCGGGGGUCAUGAAGAAGAGUGCCAUGGACGUGUCACUGGUCACACAGGACGCUGUUCAGAAACUGCUCAGUUUUGGUAUCUAUGCAUCUGGCCUGGAGUCCCUGUUGGGUCAAGAGAUGGACCCCAUGGACGCGGACCAGGAGGCCACAGCGGGGCUGGGACUCAAGAUCCUCGACGUUCUGCUACCCCCUGUUGAGUUCUUUAGAGGGUCCAGUGGUCUCAUGUCUGCUGUGUGGAAUGCGCCGUCAGAUCCUGUGUCAGCCUUGCAGGUGAGCUUCCUUCUACAAGAUCACAAUGAGCGAUUCCACCUGGCCAAUGGUCUGGUCGUAGAACUUGAGGUGCUAGGUGUGGUGUCUAUUGACUUGACAGGCAUGGUCAGCAUCUCUCUGUGGAACCGCAACUCAGAAUCUCUUAUACGAAACAGUGGAGCUAUGGUAAUAGAAGGAACCAUGAGCCUUACUUCAGAAAUCGGGAAAGCUGGAGCUGUAUUUACUGCUGAGGGGCAAUCUUACAUAGAUUUUGAAACUGAUGUUGACUUUUACAACACUCCAUUUAAAAUGUGUAUGCAGAUGAAAAGACCAAAGACAGCAUUUAGACAUACCCUGAAUAAGUACGAAAAGGCAACAAAGUUUGACAAGUCUUACAAGUCAAAGGUGGUUCGUGUCUCCCAUAUAGAUGGUUUAUCAUACUUCCUUAGUCAGAAAAAUUCAGAAGAAUGUAAAGCUCUACUAGCAAAUAAAUAAACAAUGAUUUACAUCAUUCCAGUGGAGAGUUUGCAGCCACUCAUUUAAGUGGUUUUCCAGGUGUUAUUUUGUAUCCAUGUUCAAAAUGUUCAUUCUCACAUUUCUUGUAUAACUUCAUAAUAAUCAUGAUACCUUAAACUGUGAUGGUGUCUAAAAUUUGUCUAAAAUAAUUGCAAUCAAAAUUUUUUAUAUACAAUUUAUUUUGAAAAUUGUGCACACUUAUUUCCUGUAAUCUUGUUGCCGUUCUCAUAGACAGAUAAAAAGGUGUUGCCAUUCAUACAUUUAGACUGGAUGUUUAGUUUUCUAUAGCUAGCUUUAUGACAGCUGCUGGAAUGCAUAGUAAUUUUCUGUUUACAGUUUUUGUUGAGACCUAAAUAAUAUAUGUGUUUAGUAUGUUUCUAAAACAUCACAGAUUCUAAUGAAGUUAGGAGAGUUGUAUGCAAUUAACAAUGUACCUAUUUGUUUGAAUUAUUUGUGUGUGAAGCAAUUUACUUUGUGCAAUCCCUAUAUGUGACUGGGAGGGUUUCCAGUGCUGUGCCAAAUACUAAAUGUCAGUGAUUAUCCAUACAUUUGUGAAAAUGUACUGCUGUUGAAUGCUAUGCAAUAAAUAUGCUCAAGAAACAAA
This is a messenger RNA of Dreissena polymorpha, 3428 nucleotides long. RefSeq names its product microsomal triglyceride transfer protein large subunit-like. Bases 143 to 2803 code for a protein of 886 amino acids. Gene Ontology annotation, cellular component: Golgi apparatus; basolateral plasma membrane; endoplasmic reticulum. NCBI's taxonomy places the organism in Eukaryota, Metazoa, Mollusca, Bivalvia, Myida, Dreissenidae. Gene Ontology annotation, biological process: lipoprotein metabolic process; lipid transport. The record is from RefSeq and is a predicted model, not a curated record. The transcript has 19 exons. Gene Ontology annotation, molecular function: lipid binding.